Molecule: messenger RNA, 251 nt
Organism: Eimeria acervulina
Lineage: Eukaryota; Apicomplexa; Conoidasida; Eucoccidiorida; Eimeriidae
Exons: 2
Source: RefSeq, a predicted model, not a curated record
GAAAGUACUAUCAGCCACCAGUGAAGGAGGCGCCUCCUUCAGCGCCUGCACCUGUAGAGAAGAAGACAGAAGAAGCGAAGCCCCCAGAAGAUGAUGAAGUAUUUGUUAUUAGAGACGGCUAUUUAAUGCUCUUUGAGCAGGCAGGAGACCCACAACCAAUUCUGAAGUUGCAUAACGCAGAUUGUGCAACGCUAGCAGAUGCGAAGAACAGAGAGUUUGUAAUAACUCAUAAGGUAAGAGAAAGAGAGUAA